AAACUCGGGACAGAAGCGCGCGAGGAACAGGAGAGCUAGUGGAGUGAACUCUGGAAUCUGCUGCAUCUAGAACUUCAAAGCAGCGCGUUUCACCACUCAACGUUCCGAAAUGGAAGAGCUGAGGGUUCCAUCAAAGAAAGACCUGGUGUGCCCAGAGGCUGCCAAGUAUGCCGAAGACCAUACGUUACGGCUGCAUCCAGUACAAAAGAAACUCAUGGAGAUCACCAAAAGUCACGUGUACGGCUCCAUGUUGGGGGACAGCUGCCAGCUGCAGUUCUUCCAGAUCCUGCUCAAAACAAUGUCGGCUAAAAAGUACCUCGAAAUAGGCACAUUCACGGGAUGCAGCGCCGUGGCCGCCGCGCUGGCGCUGCCUCCGGAUGGAAAGGUGGUGGCGCUGGACCUACACGAGGGCCUGGUCAACGUUGGCAGGCCACAUUGGAAGGAAGCCGGUGUGGAGAACAAGAUUGAGCUGAGGUUUGGGCCCGCAGUUGAAUCCUUAGACGCCCUGCUGCGUGAGGGCCAGGCGGGAACGUUCGACUUCGUGUUCAUCGACGCUGACAAGGAAAACUACGACAACUACUACGAGAGGUCCCUGCAGCUGGUCAGGAAGAACGGUCUCAUCGCCAUCGACAAUGUGCUGUGGCGCGGCCUGGUGUACGACGCUAACGACAAUUCAACGGAAGUGACGUCACUGCGGGCGUUUAACAAGAAACUGCACCAGGACGAGCGGAUAGACGUGUGCCUGCUACCACUCGCUGACGGGCUCACGUUUGCUCGCAAAAAAUGAUCCGACAUGUGUGAGAGUUGACGAAGUCUUACUACGUCAACAGACACCCUAACGUCUCCAAUAAGGUAUUUCAUAAGCCUUGUAAACUGGCCCCGAGAAAUAGACACGUCAUUCCCCAUACAAAUCCUUGUUGGAUGCCACCUUCGUUUCGUUUGUUGUUUUGAAAGCGAAGCUUUCAUUGCGAUCUCUGGCGGGCUUUCCUGACAGCGGCUGGGUGCUGCUGUCUUCCCCAAGCAAAAAAAAAUAAAUAAAAAAAAAAAAAAUAUAGAAUUGCAUAUUCUCGAAGAAAGAAGGCAUCACCACGCACAGCAGAAGACAACAGCACAAGACAGAGACAUCAGAAGACCAAAGACAAGAUAGCAGAAGACGUCAACAGCAAAACCGAAGAUAAUGUACGUCAAGAAAAGUUAGAAUUUAACACCACAGCCAUUGUAUAUCUUUCUAUGAAACUAAGAGACCAAAACCUGUACGUCAAGACAGCAUCGUCAUAUUAUGUAAUAUUCUAAUUUUUAUAUAUAAUCCUUCAAUAAAUCCCGCAGCCACCUGUUCUCCCGGCUUUGGUUUCGCCGAU
This is a messenger RNA of Dermacentor silvarum, 1358 nucleotides long. Its product is annotated as probable caffeoyl-CoA O-methyltransferase 1. Bases 110 to 787 code for a protein of 225 amino acids. The transcript has 7 exons. Gene Ontology annotation, molecular function: S-adenosylmethionine-dependent methyltransferase activity; O-methyltransferase activity. NCBI's taxonomy places the organism in Eukaryota, Metazoa, Arthropoda, Arachnida, Ixodida, Ixodidae. The record is from RefSeq and is a predicted model, not a curated record.